Uncinocarpus reesii 1704 is the source of this 1014-nucleotide messenger RNA. RefSeq lists its product as uncharacterized. The transcript has 3 exons. The coding region runs from base 1 to 1014 and encodes 337 amino acids. Gene Ontology annotation, molecular function: phosphatidylserine decarboxylase activity. NCBI's taxonomy places the organism in Eukaryota, Fungi, Ascomycota, Eurotiomycetes, Onygenales, Onygenaceae. The record is from RefSeq and is a predicted model, not a curated record. Gene Ontology annotation, biological process: phospholipid biosynthetic process.
AUGUUUACCCAGCUCUGGGCCCUGUUCCAUAGCUUCGCGGACUGGAUCCUCGGUUUCUGCAAGCUCUGUCAGAAUCGUGAAGUUGGCUGGCAGACACUUGAUCGCCGCACCGGCAAAUACAAGCGGGAACAGCAGCCGCUAUGGAAGAAAUUCAAGCUGAUAAUGCUGUUCAAUCCGAUUAUGGACUGGAUUGAUAGCACGUCGUUCGUGAGAAUGUGGAUUCAUGAGAAGACUGUAAAUUCUGGUAAGAAAGAAGGGACCCUGGCAUCUCAUUCCCAGAUCAAGUCCUUUGUCGAUUUUUUCCAUAUCAACAUGAACGACUUUGAACCUUCCGAGAUAUCCAAGUACCGCACGUUCGAAGACUUUUUCGUUCGAAAACAUAAAGUCGGGGCACGACCCGUCCACAAAGCGUCAGAUCCUUCAGAGGCAUGCAUUGCCGCCGAUUCGCGUGUCGUUGUGUACCCAACAGUGACGGCAACCCGGAGUCUAUGGAUUAAAGGGAAACAUUUCACGAUUGGAAAUCUGAUCCAGGAUGAGAAAGCUGCGGAGCCGUGGGCCGAUGGCGCUGUUGCAAGUUUCCGAUUGAGCCCGCAAGAUUACCACAGAUACCAUUCACCCGUCAAGGGCACUGUGAAAUGGUAUAAGCGCAUCCCUGGAGAUUAUUAUCAAGUAGAUCCGAUAUGCUUGCAAAGCGGAGUGGACAUUCUGACCCGGAACGCGCGAUGUUGCAUAUGCAUCGACAGCAAGGAAUUUGGUUCAGUGCUGUUUGUCGCCAUCGGUGCGACGGAUGUGGGCGACGUAGAAAUCCGACCCGAGUUGCAAAAGCCUGGCUAUUCAUUGGAAAAGGGAGAAGAGGUUGGCCUGUUCCAAUUCGGCGGAUCUAGUAUCAUUGUCGCAUUCGAAAAAGGAAGGAUUGAAUUCGACGAUGAUCUGGCCACCAUGAGUAGACGAAAGAUCAUGGUGGACGUUGAGGUCGGAAUGAGCAUGGGACGCGUUCCACCGAAAGGGAUCUAG